Messenger RNA from Limulus polyphemus (Atlantic horseshoe crab), 764 nucleotides. RefSeq names its product glycine-rich protein-like. The record is from RefSeq and is a predicted model, not a curated record. Bases 83 to 601 code for a protein of 172 amino acids. The transcript has 3 exons. Lineage: Eukaryota; Metazoa; Arthropoda; Merostomata; Xiphosura; Limulidae.
AGUUAUGCAGUUUGUAAUAUUGUGAUGAAGGUCAAAGCUAUUAUAAACCUUCAAGAUCUUGUGGAGGUCUGGCAAGUGAGAUAUGAAUUCAAAAUACUUUUUUUUCUUGUUAAAAGUUGGUAUAAAAGAAUCAAACCAAAACACGAAAAGCACAAACUUGGUUACUCUACCAGAAGUCACAGCUACAAACAUGCUGUUCGUCGCUCUUUUCCUUGGUCUUCUCGCUUGCUCUCAGGCUGGUCUGCUUGGAGGCUAUUAUGGUGCUGGUGUCGUAGCCCCUGCUUAUGCAGCAAGUUAUGGUGGUCCUGACCCUACCGGUGCCUUUGCUGUAGCUCAAGGAGCUGCUGCUAACCGCGAAGGUGCCAUCCUACGUGGAGUCCCUGUUGGACGUGCCGCUGCCCAUUCUACUAAUGUGAACCACGGUGGAUUCGGUCUUGGCCAUGGCUUUGCCUUGGGUGGACUAGGCUAUGGUUAUGGACUUGGCGGUUUGGGUUACGGCUAUGGAGGUUUAGGUUACGGUUAUGGGCUUGGAAGUUAUGGCUAUGGACUUGGACUGGGUCAUGGAUACGGUUUUGGCUUGGGCAAGGCCUUGCUGCACUAAAUAUUACCUUCGGCCAUCGAUUCCUGCUACGGACCGGACGUUACCAAUUAUCAUUACCAGAAUAUUGACUAUUACUUGCUUCCAUCUCUUUGCUUAAGACGAUUUUCUGGGGAUAUAAAUAUGAUAUAUUUUUACGUGUGAACUGGAGAAACUCAAUAAAGAU